Molecule: messenger RNA, 1704 nt
Organism: Xenopus tropicalis (tropical clawed frog)
Lineage: Eukaryota; Metazoa; Chordata; Amphibia; Anura; Pipidae
Gene: snorc
Product: secondary ossification center associated regulator of chondrocyte maturation
Exons: 3
Coding region: 980-1336 (118 amino acids)
Biological process (GO): cartilage development
Source: RefSeq, a predicted model, not a curated record
CUCAGCUUCCCUUAAACACACAGGAAAGUCUCUCAAUUGUCUGCUUCAGGAGCAGCAUUUGUUUUUCACAUUAGGAAGACCCUCAAGUUCUCCAAUAUUAACAUUUAUGUGCAUUAUACAUCAUUUUGUUUAGGAAUACAAUAAAUCCAGAAUUCGGUCCCAGAUGUGGAAAAUCUCAGCCCUUUUUGCAGGAUUCCAUACUGCAGAAGAUUAGUCACAUGACUGUAAAGCUCUGAGCAAUUUUGAGUCGGUUUUUAUGGGCACUGAGUAAUACUGUUUGAGCGGAACAUACCAAUUAACUCACAGGGGGGGGAAGUAAGUCAGCUGAGGUCAUUUGGUUGUGAUGGAAUUGAUAGACAAUGCACAGUAAUUAAACUCUGUUCAUGGGAGAAUUGACAGAAAUGGACCCAAAUACCUGUGGAUCCCAAGCUUCAGAAUCUGAUUACUAUGUUGCUUGGUUUAGGGAAAACCUUUACCUUGAUAAGCAGAUAUUAGUGUAAUAACUUCAUUUUACACUGUGUGUGUGUGUGUGCGCGCAAAGCAAAAAGAACCUUGGAAAAGCAAAAUGAACAGAUUCAUGAAGCCUUGGGGCUAAGUAGAAGGAGAAAUAAUAUACAGUAAUACCACCAGUGCUUGUAUGUGCUACUGACUGCCACAAUAAGUACGUUUACAGAACCAAGCCAUUGGGUGCCCACUUUAGGCUACAUGAAAAGGUAAAACCCUUUAUUUAGAAGCAGGAUUUUUAAGCAGGAAUUUGGGGAUGGGUGGUUCAGGUUCUUGACGUGCCCUAGAGGUGGGAGGGCUAUGAAAGAAGUGUGAGGUGUCUGGGCUGUGUGUGUGCUUUUCUCUCUUGAUCCUCAGCUAAACAUUUCCAUCCUCGCCGGACAGAGACACCUUUGUUAGCCCCGGAGCAGCAAGGUCCCUUUAGCUUCCACCUCUGCUUCAUUCUGCAUCUUCUCAUCAGUGUCGACAGCCAGACAUGCCUUGCGCCGCGGGGACUCCAUCGCUCCUGCUGCUGCUCUGUGCCGGGAUAUUGUUUCCUGCUAUGCUCACAGGGUAUCCUCAGGCGGCAGCCCCCACUCACUGGUUUGAGCCUCCAGAGCUACCAUCAGGUGUAGAACCCCUAGAAACCACACCAUCAGUCCGCCUUUCCGAUGUAACUGGCAUUCCCCCUGAUGCUUCUGAACCAGAUCCCACGCAUGAAGACCCUCUGGGAAAUGAUGAUGGUUCCUUGGGUCCCGGUGCCGUUGCUGCAAUAGUCCUGGCCGCCCUACUGGGCACCUCUGUCCUCAUUGCGCUCAUCGUUAUCACCCUUAGGAAGUUCUCUGCUCCCUAAAACUAAAGUCAAUGUACAGCUACAAACAGUGGGAUCACAGUUGCCCAGGUGCCAAGGCAAGACGACAAAGUGAGCAGAUACUGCAGAUGGAGCCCUGUUUUAUUACCCUGGCUUUAUACACCAAGCAUUGUUUCCGGGGGGUGGGGAGGGGGGGACACAUCCUCGGGACCCAGAAGACAUCAUUGUGCAAGAGCGACGCCUGAUAGUGCCAUGUUAUUCACGUGCAUUAUUUAAUUAGCAACAUUUCUGAACAUAAAAAUUUAUAUCAAACUUUGCUUAGAAACUCUUAAAAGAUAAACAUCUUUACAAUCUGUCGACAUUUAUUUGGAUUCACGUCAUUCCCAUAAAUAAAGAUUCUGUUCUUACGA